Messenger RNA from Pungitius pungitius (ninespine stickleback), 513 nucleotides. RefSeq lists its product as uncharacterized. The coding region runs from base 1 to 429 and encodes 142 amino acids. NCBI's taxonomy places the organism in Eukaryota, Metazoa, Chordata, Actinopteri, Perciformes, Gasterosteidae. Gene Ontology annotation, cellular component: extracellular region. Gene Ontology annotation, molecular function: endothelin B receptor binding; hormone activity. The transcript has 4 exons. Gene Ontology annotation, biological process: intracellular calcium ion homeostasis; regulation of vasoconstriction; vein smooth muscle contraction. The record is from RefSeq and is a predicted model, not a curated record.
AUGGACUUCCUCACGUACCUUUGGCUCCUCACCACCAGCGUCAUGUUGCUCCUCCAGCAUCAAGCCUCCUCUCUCACCAGCCGCCCAGCGGAGGAGGGCCCCCCAGCGGAGGAGGGCCCCCUGGUGCAGCUCCCCCACGCGGCCCAUUGGAGAGGGAAGCGCUGCUCCUGCGAGAACCAGAAGGACAAGGAGUGCAUCUUCUUCUGCCACAUCGGCAUCGUGUGGGUCAACACGCCGAGCCACCUGGUUCCUUACGGGUUCGGUUCAGCCCGACUGAAGAGGGAGGUCCAACGCUGCUUCUGCACACGCACACCAGACCACGAGUGUGUGAGCUUCUGCUCCCUGCAGACGCACACAGGAGGGGACAACUCUGACCAGACCAAGAGACGCCUGCUGCAUUCUGGGAAAAAAGGAGCAGACACACACUGAAGCCCCACACCUGAGCGGUGACACUAGUGUGUGUGUGUGUGUGUCUGUUUGUGUGCGUCAUGUAAAUGUUCCACAUCUUAUUGG